AAUGGGAGGAGCCUGGUGCGCAAUGGCGGAGAGAGUCUUAAGACUGAGCCGAGGCGUCUUGUGAGAAGGCGCUGUCGUCCAAUGGCGUGGCUCUGGGGGCGGGGUCGCGGGGGCGUCUCAGCCAACCGGCGUCGUCGGAUUCCUUGAGGAGAACCGAGGCCAAGAUGGCGGCGUCUGCUGAGGCGCCGGCGGGGAAGCGCUGCCAGCGCCUGGAUCCGUCCUUGGCGCGGUCGGUGCUCUCUUCGGCGGAGGCGCUGCUCUUCGACUGCGACGGCGUCUUGUGGCGCGGCGAGGCGGCGGUUCCCGGGGCGGCGGAGGCCCUUCGGCUCUUGGAGUCCGGCUCCGGGAGCCAUCGCCGCCGGCUCCUUUGCUACGUGACGAACAACUCCUCGCGGACGCGGGAGGCCUACGUCGAGAAGCUGCGUCGCCUGGGCUUCCCUCCAGCGGAGCCCCGGCAGGUCUUCGGCUCGGCCUUCUGCGCCGCCCGCUUCCUCCGCCGCGCCCUCGACGGCGAAGCCGAUGCCGCCUCGGUUUACGUCUUGGGCGGCGCGGCCCUGAGCAAGGAGCUGGAGUCCGCCGGAGUGCGCCACUCGGGCUGCGGCCCUUCCCCGGCCCCGGACUCCGAGCUCUUCGGCGCCAGGGCCCCGCUCGAGCCCUCCGUCCGCGCCGUCCUGGUCGGGUACGACGAGCACUUCAGCUACGGGAAGCUGUGCCUCGCCCUGCGGUACCUCCUCCGGGAGGAAAGGUGCCUCUUGGUCGGAACGAACAGGGACCACAGGCUGCCCCUCGAGGGAGGAAGCGCCGUCCCGGGUACGAAGGAG
This is a messenger RNA of Sceloporus undulatus (fence lizard), 821 nucleotides long. RefSeq names its product glycerol-3-phosphate phosphatase-like. The record is from RefSeq and is a predicted model, not a curated record. NCBI's taxonomy places the organism in Eukaryota, Metazoa, Chordata, Lepidosauria, Squamata, Phrynosomatidae. The annotation marks the transcript as partial. Gene Ontology annotation, molecular function: sn-glycerol 3-phosphatase activity. The transcript has a single exon. Gene Ontology annotation, cellular component: cytoplasm.